UCUAGCUCCAGGCAAAGAGAACAAGAUGGAAGGGAUUACAGUCCAGAGGAUCUUGAGAUCUCUGAGUUGAGGAAUUCACAAGAACAUGACAUAAUUGAUCUAUAUCCUGGAUAAUAACUGCUGGACAGUUCGUAUCUUUCCCAUGUUGCUGUGGAAGUGAUGGCUGCUAUAUACUGAUUUCUGAAUCCAAUCCAUCCAGGAUUCUAAAACUGGGAGAUACAUGCAUGGAAUUUUUUCCUCUUGGAGAUGAUUUGGAGAUGAAUUCAGUCAGAUUAAAGUUAUUGUAUUACAAUGGCUGGUUGACCCUGCUACAGCUGGUGACCCUGAGCUGCAUCUCUUCCACCGAAAGUCUCACUGCUCCGUCGUCGGUGCCCCGGGUCAAAUCUAGCUACAACUUUGGCCGGACUUUCCUCGGACUUGACAAAUGCAACGCCUGCAUCGGGACUUCAAUUUGUAAGAAGUUCUUUAAGGAAGAAAUCAGGUUUGACAACUGGCUUGCUUCCCACCUUAAACUUCCUCCUGAUUACUUCUCCACUUACCCUGCAAACUACUCUGAUGAUACCAAAAGCUGGCGCCCAGUGGAGAUCUCCAGGCUAAUAAGCAAAUACCAACAUGAGCUUUCUGAUAGGAGAAUCUGUGCGUCUGCUUCGGGCUCCAAAACUUGCAGCAUUGAGAGAGUCCUGAGGAAAACGGAGAGAGUCAAGAAAUGGUUGAAGGCCAAACGCCUCACUCCAGACCUAGUGCAGGGUCUACCCAGUCCAAUGCUUCGCUGUCCCUCACAGAGGCUUUUAGAUCGCAUUGUCCGGAGAUAUGCUGAAGUGGCAGAUGCUGGCAGUGUCUUCAUGGAUCACUUCACUGAUCGGGACAAAUUACGCCUUCUCUAUACCCUUUCCAUUAAUGCCCAUCCCAUCAUGUUACAGAUUUUCCCCGGGGCUGAAGGGUGGCCCUUGCCCAGGUACCUGGGCUCUUGUGGCCGAUUCCUGGUCAGCACCAGCACACAGCCGUUGGAGGAAUUCUACAGCUCGCCUGCAGACCAGGCAGCUGACUUGGCCUACCAGCUCCUGGGCAUCCUGGAUUCCCUGAGGAACAACGACUUGAACUACUUCUUUUACUUCACCCGCAUCGAUGCUGGCACGUUUGGCAUCUUUGACAACGGGCAUCUGUUCAUCCGCGAUGCCAGCACAGUGGGCGUCAUUGACAAGCAGCGAGGUAGUCUCACUCUAGACAGGCAAGAAGAAUCCAAGGACAUAUUUAGCUGCCUGGUUUUGGACUGUCAGUCUCCAUUCCCUUCUUGCAGUUCAGUCAAGGAGAAACAGAGCUGGGUGAUGGCUUGUCAACAACUGCUGCCUCAGCUUCUCAAAGAGAAAUUUCCCCAACCCAUCCAAGAGCAGAUAGACUCUGCUCUGGUUCUUUGUGGGAACUCCUCGCUCUCAGACCAGGAGGUCAUCGAGGCUGCCAGCAGGCUGAAGGCAAUCUUGAAACCACUGAGAACUUGUGAUCCUCGUUAUGCUUAUCGAUAUCCGGACUGCAAAUACAGUGAUAGAUACUAAGAAGAUAGAACCUCCAUGAAGGAGAGACAGCAACACGGUGCCAACUUGACUUGCCCAAAGGGGAAUGUCAUGGAAGUAUUUAAUAAAUGUCCAAUUACCCCACCCCUGUUCAUUUGCACCUCGUUCUUCUGCUGUUGUUUAGUCAUUUCAGUUAUGUCUGACUUUGCAGAUCCAUUUGGGGCUUUCGUGGCAAAGAUACUGAAGUGGUUUGUCAUUACCUUUUUCAGCUUCGUUUUUCAAAUGAGGAAACUGAGGUAAACAGUGAAAUGACUUGCUCGCUCAGCUUUGAAUUCAAGUCUUCCCAACUACAGCCUCAGUGUUCUAUCCACUGCAUCACCUAGCUUCCCCCAAGUGGAUUGUGCUUGACAUUUAACUUUAAAGACUAGGUGCUACAUUUUCUAGGACUUCUGAAAGUUCGGGAUUACCGUAGGUGAAGUGGAUAGCAGCAUAGAUUUAAAGCUGGAGAGAACCUUUGAAGUCAUCUCAUUUAAAUCCCCACCCACUCCAGUUUGAAGUUGACGAUACCAUUCAUACAAAGUCAUAUAACUAGUAAACUCACUGAACCAUAUUUCCACAAAAUGAGAAAGCUCAGUACCGAGAUGGAAAGAGUUGGUCUCAGACACUUAAUAACUAUGUGACCCUGGGCAAGUCACUUAACCUGCCUGCCUCAGUUUCCUCUUCUGUAAAAUGGGGAUAAUAACACCUAUCUUCCCACUAUUGUUGUGAGGAUCAAAUGAGAUAUUCGCAAAAUAGAUGAGUGCUCUAUAAAUGCUAGCUUUUAUUAUUGUUGUUAUUAUUAAUGUUAAAUGGCAAAGUCAAUACUCAGUCUGUGUCCUCUGACUCCAAAUGGCGCAUCCUUUCCUGUACAUCAUACUACCUCAAUUGCUCUUCUUGCUUUGGAGAAGCUGGGGGUCAAGGAGCUGGGAAGAGAUGAGCGAGAAUAAUAGCAAUGAGGAGAGAAGCAGUUGUCUUUCUUUUCCCACUUCAGCAAGCGAUACCCCGUAGGGAACAAAGGCAAAGAGUUCCAUAUCAUUCCAGGUUCUCUUCUCCCACUAUCUCACUCCUAUGGUUUGGGUCUUUUCUUCUCCUCCUCUCGACCCCCACCCCCACCCCAACUCCCAGUCUUUCCUGAUAGAAUCAGAGGAUGUUAGAACUGAAAGGGGCCUCAUCCAAAUUCUGGCCCCAUCAAAUCUCUCCCACCUCCAUCAAGUCUUCUCUGAUGCAUCUCAAUCUCCGACAUUUUAUUCUCUGGGCCUCUCUAACAUUCAUUACUUCUAUGAAUCUCUUUCAUUUAUAGAUGACUGUAUAAAUGGAGAUUUUGAGCCUUUGGCCUUCAUCCCCCAGAAGUCCCUUAGUAUUUCCCAAAAUUCCCUUUUCCUGCAUCCCUGCAUUUUGCGUGAUUGUAUUUAAGUGGCUCUAAUUCCUCCCUCUUUCUCUUUUUGGACCUGUGACCAGGCUGAAGUCAGGCAGUUCUUUUGCCCUAAUUAUUAGUGAUAAAACUUUUAAAAUAUCAUACUUGGUUAUUGAAUAUAAAUUUUGAAACUCACAUGACUCGGGUGUAUUCUAGGUUUUCUGAAAGCUUUAAGUACAUAUAUGAUUUCAUUUGAUUCUUACAACAAUCUUGUGGGUAUUAUUUUGGAGCUAUUAAUUUCCCCUUUUACAGGGACAGUACCAAAGACAUAGAGAGCCUGAGUGCCCAGAAGAUGGCUGGCCACAUCGCUAAGGAAUAUCAAAGAUGGGAGUCUGGCACUCAAGUACUUACUCCCUGCUUUGCCCUAUUAGCUGCCUUUCAAAGGUGGCCAGGUCAGGUUGGUGUGCAGAUUGGUUUAACUGCUUUCAUCUGACCUAUUGUUGCUGUUGUGGUUGAUCAGCCAUUCAGUUGUGUCCUUUUUUUUUUUAAACCCUGACCUUCAUUUUGGAAGUAAUGCUGGGUAUUGGUUCCAAGCCAGAAGAGCAGUAAGGGCUGGGCAAUGGGGGUUAAGUGAGCUCUCUCUUAUCCAAGUCCAGUAGCCGGACAAAAGUGAGGACCCUGGGAGGCAGGGGCACUUGGGCUUCUGUAUAAAUGGAGAUUUUUAUACCUUUGGACUUCAUUUCCCAGAAGUCUCUAGUAUUUCUCAGAAUCCCCUUUUUCCUGCAUCCUCCUGGUUUGUGUGAUUGUAUUUAAGUGACUGUAACUCCUCCCUCUCUUGGACCUGUGACCAGGCUGAGUUGAGGCAGUUUUUUUGUUUUAGUUAUUUUUAAUAAAAUUUUAAAAUUUAA
Messenger RNA from Monodelphis domestica (gray short-tailed opossum), 3809 nucleotides. It is a transcript of the gene DIPK2B, whose product is annotated as divergent protein kinase domain 2B. Lineage: Eukaryota; Metazoa; Chordata; Mammalia; Didelphimorphia; Didelphidae. The record is from RefSeq and is a predicted model, not a curated record.